Messenger RNA from Trichoderma asperellum CBS 433.97, 522 nucleotides. NCBI's taxonomy places the organism in Eukaryota, Fungi, Ascomycota, Sordariomycetes, Hypocreales, Hypocreaceae. The record is from RefSeq and is a predicted model, not a curated record.
AUGGACUCGAGUGAUGUCUUGGCUGUGCCGAAUGUGUGGAAGGACCCUCGAGUAUGGAGUUUCGAAGAGAAAAAGGCCAGCAGUUCAUCAACCGGGAUUAGGAUUGACUAUAGACAGUUUCCGUAUGCACUGAAGGACUGCUUCGAUACACUGAAGUGGGUUCAAUGGAUCAUAGCCCAAGUUCUCUCAUUUUCUGUAACUUGCCACCCCAACUUCUUUCCCGGGGAAGCGUACAAGAUGGGUAGCUAUCAGCAAAACUGCAACGAUAGUGUUGUUACUGCUGCACGUAUGGAAUGGUUCGACUGGCGCUGCUCGCCGCUGCUCGCGCAGUCCCUCAAAAACUUGCCACCAGCGUUAAUUAUAACUGCAGAAUGCGAUAUUCCCCCAGAUGAAAUAAUUGUCUACGCGGAGAAGUCGCAAUUAGAUGGUGUUGACACAUACUUAAGGAUGCUUCAUACACAUCCACAGCCAAUAGACUGCUAUAAAAGAAUCGUAGAAUUCGUCAUGAAAGUCUCUGACUAA